AUGGGAGGGGUGACAUCGAGCGUGGCGGCGAAGUUCGCCUUCUUCCCACCAAGCCCGCCGUCGUAUAAGCUGGUGGCGGACGAUUUGACGGGGCUCAUGAAGCUGAGCCGCUUCCCCCACCGGGAAAACGUCGAAGUCCUGCAGCUCCCCACUCGGCGGGGAAACGAGAUCGUCGCCAUCUACGUCCGCUACCCCAUGGCCACCUCCACCUUGCUCUAUUCUCACGGCAACGCAGCUGACCUCGGCCAGAUGUACGAGCUCUUCAUCGAGCUCAGCAUCCACCUUCGCAUCAACCUCCUUGGGUAUGUCCCCUCUUCUUCCCUUGUGCUAAUUUACACAAUUCGGCUCGAUCGUUCUGCAACUCGUUCAAAUCCAGCUGAGUAUCUCCCGUUUUUGCUCCUUUCCUCUCCAAGAUGAAACCCAAAUCGAUUUCUGCGCUGCCCUCUUCCUCUCUGGAUCCAAUCCCCAUGACGGCUCUGCGGAGGAACCUGGAGCUGUGACCAAUUUCAAGUCAUUUGUGUCGAAUCCGUUGCGGCGGGACGCUGCUUUCCUUUCCAUUUUUUGGAUGCACACACCCCGAAUAUUUCCCACAAAAAAUCAUUUUUUUAUUACUUCACUGUGGGACGAAUUCAUCGACGGAACGUCUCUGUUGGGCUUCCUCGUUUGCCUCGUGAGAUUUUUUCCAUGCAUCAUGACGGUGGCGCGCAGUUUAUUUCGCAUGUUCCACCAUGAAUGCGUAGCUAAAUCAUCAUACGAAACUUGCUCUUUCCUUUUGUGUUUCUCGGCUUAGAACUCGGCUCAGGGAAGAACGCUGAUGAUCUUAGCAAGUCAAUUUCCAAAUCUGGAAAGAGAAACUUAAAUCGAUUCGCAGCUUGAUCGAGUGGAGUUCGAUGGUUUUUCUGCAAGCCCUGGUCAUAAAGUUCUAGAAAAUAAAAUUUUCUAGGCACAUUAUUGUUGAUGUGAGCAGUCUUGAUUCCUCGAACCACCUCGAACUCAGUUCUUCGGAAUUAAGCUUUUCGGAUGAAAUGUUUCAUGCUAAUUCCAGUUUACAUCUACAGAUCUGUCUCUGUUUUGGCCGGGUUCACAUCCUUUGGGAUUAAUUUGAUGAUAUUCUGGUUGAAAGCACACACAUCAACAAUAUGAAGCCCUUAAAAACAUCCCAAUUCUAUGGAGAAAUAUCAAGUACCAAAGAUGAAAUAUUUAUUUUUCAGGAUGGUAAUGCCAAGAACACCUAAAGUGAAAAAAAAAAAGGAAAAAGUUUUCCUCCCCGUCAUCUUGUUCAUCAUUCCCUUGGGUUAUGUAUAUUAAAUUCGAUAAAAGAUGAAAAAUGGGUGCCACGUUAUAUUGCAAUUAGAUGAAAGAUUAAGAAUCUGAGUUCACUUCGUCCUGGAACCCUCAGACUUUGCAAAUGAUUGCAAAUAAAAAAGCUAGAUUUCCUAGAGAGAGCACCACCUAUGACAGUAUCCUUUUUUGCCAAGUAAUCUUGCUGGGCUCACUCAUGGUUGCCGUCUGUGUAGGUAUGAUUACUCCGGAUACGGGCAGUCUUCUGGAAAGGUCAGCCACCAUUUCACUACCAGAAUCAACAUUUUCUGGUGAAUUUGCUCAUAACUUUCUCCUCUCUCUCUCUCUCUCUCUCUCUAGGCAAGUGAGCAGAACACGUAUGCUGACAUUGAAGCUGCCUACCAAUGGCUGCAAAAGAGCUAUGGAGUCAAGGAAGAGGACAUAAUCCUCUACGGGCAGUCUCUCGGGAGUGGGCCAACAUUGGAUCUCGCCACUCGCUUACCCAAUUUGAGAGCUGUAAUCCUUCACAGUCCAAUACUCUCGGGUUUGAGAGUCAUGUACCCUGUGAAGCGUUCAUACUGGUUUGACAUCUACAAGGUUAGCUCUUCUGAGGCUGCGACUGUAGAUAUUGUCCAACUUCCUUAGAAAAAAAUUGUGUUUUGACAAUUUAGAUGAAUCUCUUGCAGAAUAUUGACAAAAUCCCGUCGGUCAACUGUCCUGUCUUGGUGAUUCAUGUAAGUUUUUUCCUUCUUAUGGCAUGAAUGAACUGGGUUCUUUCUGUACGUGUAUGCAUGGUUCAUUUCAUCCAUAUGGGUGAUAGUUUUCUUUUUCCUCAGCCUGGUCAACUGAUUGACUGGAUCUUAUACAUCAUUUGGAAGGGUGAAUUGCCGUUUUAGAGGCUUAGGAUUUUAACCCAGUUGGUAUGAUCAGCAUGAGGUGAUCUUGGUAGGAUAUUCCCAUUUGGGAAACAAUCACCAAGGAUUAUCUUCGUUUCAGUCCGGGAAUCCUGGUGUUUGAGCCAGACCUAUUUUUGUGUUAAAUACAGACCCUGGCUGUGGUGCUAUUGAUUUUUUAAUAUAUUUUUGGUUUGUGAGAGUCCACUAGUAGAGGAUCAUAAAUAAAUGCAUGAUUCUGAUCUUAUGAAUGAAAUUUAAUACGUUUGUGAUUCUUUUGGCAUAUUUCUUGUUUCUUUAUUUAUUUAUGGGAGACUUUUUUUAUGUUAUUUUUUUCUGUUUGGAAUUCUUUAUUAUUGACUAUUCUACCAAGAUCAUUACGUUCGAUAAAUAAGGAAAAGCGUUUUUUCACACGUAUGGCAUUUUCUCCCAAAAAAAGAAAAAAAAUAGUCGUUGAUGGUGAUGCAAAAAUAAAAAUGUUUUAUUUUUUUUUCAUUGGGCCAAUUUUUGAUAUAUUUUUUAAUAAGACUGCACAGUAUAUGAAUGUAUUUUGGUUAGAUUAAACAUUUCUGAUUUACAUCCAUGCAUAUUUCUCAACUAUAUUUGACUUAUAUUCCAGUUGUUGGAGCCUCCAUGAAUAAAUAAUUAGUCAACCUAAAAAAUAUAAAAAAUAAAAAUAAAAAUAUCAGCUUCCUCUUCUUUAAACGCUUAGUCUUACAGAAAUACUCCUAUGGAUUCUUUCUAGCAGUAUUUCUGUCAUCUGCACUCCGGAGCCCCAAAUGUUUCUUGGUGGCUUCUCCAUGAGUUUGACUUUCCCCAAUUAAGCAUUGUAGUCAUCUGCCAUCUUGACCCAAACUAAGAUUGGUAAAGUCAAAUGAAUUUUUCCUAGAAUGGUCUGACUGAGAUGUGAUCACCAAGAAAAUGGUCAACUCACACUCUGAAGCUUGGUUCAAAGGAAAAAGUUUGACCGUUGAAAUUCAUGAUGCUGCUAUGAGAGGGCCAUGCCCCAUGGAAAACAGAGCAUAAGGUCCUCUCUUUGACGUUUCCCACCAGUAGCACUUGCCAAGGCCCAAGAAAAAGUCAACAAACUAUCAAAGCCUAUUCUAUUAGAGGUAAGUCCACUGUUGGAUGAUCACAAAGUUUACACUCAGGAGUUGAAUCGAUGGUAAUUAUUAUUUUCAUUCACAAGAUAACAUAAGGUCGCUAUGAAUCAGAUGCUGUGACCUUAAUUCCGGUGAAAAUCUUUUAUAAUGUGAUGUGGGUUGCCACUUGAAGCAUACAUAUUACACAUAUUUAAGAUUAAACUGAAUCGAUCGUAAUAAUCCAUGGAAAAUUGCCCGCCCUGUGAAUAUGAAGACAGAAAGCCCAUUUGAAAAGGCACAAUUUUUAAUUCAUAUGUGCCAUCCAUGCUCACUUUGUUCUCGGUGUAACCUGAGGCGAUGAAGAACUGCUUCACCUCCAUGAUCAUCUCAACCAACAUUUAUAGCAUUGAUUAUCCCCGAAAAAUCACAUAUUUAAGAUGGUUCCUAGAAUCUGAGCUGGCCCUCAGUCUCAACUGAUCCAUUCCUUGGAAACCAUUUAAGUUCUCAGCAGAGAAAUUUCAAGCAUUAGUAUUUGUUGUGUUGAGUCAUUUCCUGGUUUUUUUUUUUUUUUUUUUCUUUCUCUGUUCCUGUGAUUUCGUGGGAAGCAGGUCUCUUAGAACCGCAUUAUGUUUGCAAGAAAUGGCAUGAAUUUAUGAACAGCGUGAGUUUUGUAUGGUUUUUAGUGAUAUUUUUCUGCUGAAACUAUGCCGAACAUCAUCGCUUGAAAGUGCAGUAAAUAUCCAUGUUUCAGUAAGCAAACCAGAUGGGUAGAGAGAGAAAUUCAUGUGUGAUUCACAGGAUUUCGAUCGAUUUCUCACGCGGCUUCACGAGAUUCAUGGUGAGGGCGUGAUUCGUUGACGGCGGUCCUGUUUGUGAUUCCGCAGGGCACCUCGGACGAGGUGGUGAACUGGUCCCAUGGGAAGCAGCUGUGGGAGCUCUGCAAGCAGAAGUACGACCCACUAUGGCUCAAGGGCGGCCGUCACUGCGACCUUGAGCACUUCCCCGAGUACAUCCGGCACUUGAAGAAGUUCAUAGCGGCGGUGGAGAAGUCCCCUCCCUUUCAGAGCUCGUGGAGGAGCGGUGGCGGCAUUGAGCGCCCGCGGCACAGCGCGGACCUGUGCGAGGCGUCGCGGCGGAGCACCGACCGCCGGGAGAGGCCGAGGCCCAGCGUGGACCAGCCCAGAGAGAAGGAGCGCAGGGGCGGCGGCGUGGAGAAGCUGAAGCUGCCAUUCGAACCAACGGAGAAGUCGCGGAGGAGCGUCGAUUACCUGGAGAAGGGGAGGAAGAAGGCGGAGAAGCCGGAGAAGGCGAGGAAGAGCGUGGACCGGUUCAGCAGGAUACGGACGGGGUGA
Spirodela intermedia is the source of this 4608-nucleotide messenger RNA. Lineage: Eukaryota; Viridiplantae; Streptophyta; Magnoliopsida; Alismatales; Araceae. The record is from the annotation of a GenBank genome assembly.